AUGACCUUCGAAGGCGCCAUCGGCAUCGACCUCGGCACGACGUACUCGUGCGUCGGUGUGUGGCAGAACGAGCGCGUGGAGAUCAUUGCGAACGAUCAGGGCAACCGCACGACGCCGUCGUACGUGGCGUUCACCGACACGGAGCGCCUGAUCGGCGAUGCCGCGAAGAACCAGGUUGCGAUGAACCCGACGAACACCGUCUUCGACGCGAAGCGCCUCAUUGGGCGGAAGUUCAGCGACUCCGUUGUGCAGUCGGACAUGAAGCACUGGCCCUUCAAGGUCAUCGCGAAGGGCGACGACAAGCCGGUGAUCCAGGUGCAGUUCCGCGGCGAGACGAAGACGUUCAACCCGGAGGAGGUGAGCUCGAUGGUGCUGCUGAAGAUGAAGGAGGUUGCGGAGUCGUACCUGGGGAAGCAGGUGAAGAAGGCCGUGGUGACGGUGCCGGCGUACUUCAACGACUCGCAGCGGCAGGCGACGAAGGACGCCGGCACGAUUGCGGGGAUGGAGGUGCUGCGGAUCAUCAACGAGCCGACGGCCGCCGCCAUUGCGUACGGGCUGGACAAGGUGGAGGAGGGCAAGGAGCGCCACGUGCUCAUCUUCGACCUCGGCGGCGGCACGUUCGACGUCACCCUGCUGACGAUCGACGGCGGCAUCUUCGAGGUGAAGGCGACGAACGGCGACACGCACCUGGGCGGCGAGGACUUCGACAACCGCCUCGUCUCGCACUUCACGGACGAGUUCAAGCGGAAGAACAGGGGCAAGGACAUGACGACGAGCCAGCGCGCGCUGCGCCGCCUCCGCACCGCCUGCGAGCGCGCCAAGCGCACGCUGUCGUCCGCGGCGCAGGCGACGAUCGAGAUCGACGCGUUGUUCGACAACGUGGACUUCCAGACGACCAUCACCCGUGCCCGCUUCGAGGAGCUCUGCGGCGACCUCUUCCGUGGCACGCUGCAGCCGGUGGAGCGUGUGCUGCAGGACGCCAAGAUGGACAAGCGCGCCGUGCACGAUGUGGUGCUCGUCGGCGGCUCCACCCGCAUCCCGAAGGUGAUGCAGCUGGUGUCCGACUUCUUUGGCGGCAAGGAGCUGAACAAGAGCAUCAACCCCGACGAGGCUGUGGCGUACGGCGCCGCCGUGCAGGCCUUCAUCCUCACCGGCGGCAAGAGCAAGCAGACGGAGGGCCUGCUGCUGCUUGACGUGACGCCGCUGACGCUGGGCAUCGAGACUGCCGGCGGCGUGAUGACGUCGCUGAUUAAGCGCAACACGACGAUCCCCACCAAGAAGAGCCAGAUCUUCUCGACCUACGCGGACAACCAGCCGGGCGUGCACAUCCAGGUCUUCGAGGGCGAGCGUGCGAUGACGAAGGACUGCCACCUGCUCGGCACAUUCGACCUGUCCGGCAUCCCGCCGGCGCCGCGCGGCGUGCCGCAGAUUGAGGUGACCUUUGACCUCGACGCCAACGGCAUCCUGAACGUCUCCGCGGAGGAGAAGGGCACUGGCAAGCGCAACCAGAUCGUCAUCACGAACGACAAGGGCCGUCUGAGCAAGGACGACAUCGAGCGCAUGGUGUCGGAGGCGGCCAGGUACGAGGCGCAGGACAAGGAGCAGCGGGAGCGCAUCGAUGCAAAGAACGGCCUGGAGAACUACGCCUUUUCGAUGAAGAACACCGUGAACGAGCCGAACGUGGCCGGCAAGAUUGACGAGGCCGACAAGAACACAAUCACGAGUGCCGUGGAGGAGGCUCUGCAAUGGCUGAACAACAACCAUGAGGCCAGCAAGGAGGAGUACGAGCACCGCCAGAAGGAGCUGGAGAACGUGUGCACGCCCAUCAUGACGAAGAUGUACCAGGGCAUGGGCGCGGGUGGCGGCAUGCCCGGCGGUAUGCCUGGAGGAAUGCCCGGCGGUAUGCCCGGAGGUAUGCCCGGAGGAAUGCCCGGCGGCGCGCCCCCGUCGUCGUCGUCGGGGCCAAAGGUGGAGGAGGUUGACUGA
This is a messenger RNA of Trypanosoma conorhini, 1986 nucleotides long. RefSeq names its product heat shock protein 70. Gene Ontology annotation, cellular component: cytoplasm. The record is from RefSeq and is a predicted model, not a curated record. Gene Ontology annotation, molecular function: ATP-dependent protein folding chaperone; ATP binding; ATP hydrolysis activity. The transcript has a single exon. Bases 1 to 1986 code for a protein of 661 amino acids. Gene Ontology annotation, biological process: cellular response to unfolded protein; protein refolding. NCBI's taxonomy places the organism in Eukaryota, Euglenozoa, Kinetoplastea, Trypanosomatida, Trypanosomatidae.